UGAUCAUAUGAAGAUGAAUCAUUUAUGACACUGAUAAUGAAAUGCUCUGGCAUAUAUGCAGACAUCAGUGGAUCAAUGAGAAAAUGCUGAUCAUCCUUUAUUUACUGCUGAAGCUAAAAGUGGGAUAUUGCACAGAUAACCUGAAAUUUGAAACAAAAACUGUUGCUGUUGGAGAGGAUGUGACUCUGGAGUGUUCCCGUCCCACAUCUGACUACGGUGCAACUUUAUUUUGGAUCAGACUUGUUUCUGGAAGCUGGCCUGAAUUUCUGGGAGGAACAUAUGUCUUUGAUUACGAUGGUGUUAACAAGACUCCUCACAUAACAGCAGAACAAAAGCCUGGAACUUAUAUACUGCAGAUUAAUGGAGCUAAGCUAAGUGAUACUGGUCUUUACUACUGUAUAAAAACAAAUCAACUUCAGCUGACAUUUUCUAAAGGGACUUUCCUCAGAAUUAAAGGACCAGAACCAGAUAUCACUGCUGUCAUUCAGGAGCCUCAGUCUGAUCUAGUCCAUCCUAGAGAUCCAGUGACUUUUCAGUGUUCGGUCCUCUUUGACACUGAGAAGAAAAUUUGUUCAGCAGAUCACAGUGUGUUCUGGUUCAGAGCUGGAUUAAAAGAAUCUCAUCCCAGUGUGAUUUAUGUUCAUGGAGACGGUGGUAAUAAAUGCUGGAGAACUCCUGAGGCAAACUCUGCACAGAAAUGUGUCUACAGCUUCUCCAGGGACGCCACCUCCACUGAUGCUGGGACUUACUACUGUGCUGUGGCUACAUGUGGACAGAUUUUAUUUGGAAAUGGCACAAAAUUGGACAUAAAAGCUAAUGUGUGGGAUAUGCAGCCGGGCAAAGCAGUCUUCAUACUGCUAAGUGUUGCUUUGACUGCUAGUUUUGUCAUCAUAGCCUUCCUCAUUUGUACCAUUAAGAAGAAAACUCACGUUUGUUCAGAGGAUACGGUAACAGCCCAUGAUGAUCAGCAGAGUCAGCAGAGAGAUGAGGCCUCAGUGAUUUAUUCUGCACCGGCCUUCACCAGAGCCGGGAGAAGGAAGAUAGACACAUCCGAAGCAAUCUAUACACUUGUCAGUGCAACUGGAAAUGAUUAACAAGGAAACUUAUUAAUCAUUAAUGUCAUUAUUUUACCAAUAAUUGUCGCUUUUGUUUUGUUUUGUUUUUUGUUAAAUGCACAGUGAAGGACGUCUUUGGGCUUGUUCGUUAUUGUAAGUGAACAAUAUUUCAUAAACUGGUAUAGCCUGCAUGAAACUGCUACAUGUUUAACAUUAUUUUUCCGUCAUGUUUAGUUGCUGUCAUAAACAUUUUUCUUGCUGUUACUUAUGAAAUUAAGUUAAUAUUUUUGCAGUUAUUUUGAGUGAAAUCUCACUGAUAACCCUCAGCAGUGCACAUCUCAUACACUGUAUUAUUUCCUUUAUUGUAGCAUUUUUGUUUUACAUUUGUUAGAAUGUUAACUUCUGAUAUUGUUUCAUUGUAAAACAAUUAUACUGCUCCUUUAAAAUGUAAUUUAAAAAAUACUAUACACAUUUACU
Messenger RNA from Melanotaenia boesemani (Boeseman's rainbowfish), 1532 nucleotides. Its product is annotated as signal-regulatory protein beta-2-like. Bases 42 to 1094 code for a protein of 350 amino acids. The transcript has 6 exons. Gene Ontology annotation, biological process: response to bacterium. The record is from RefSeq and is a predicted model, not a curated record. Lineage: Eukaryota; Metazoa; Chordata; Actinopteri; Atheriniformes; Melanotaeniidae.